Tripterygium wilfordii is the source of this 499-nucleotide messenger RNA. Its product is annotated as auxin-responsive protein SAUR50-like. The transcript has a single exon. Lineage: Eukaryota; Viridiplantae; Streptophyta; Magnoliopsida; Celastrales; Celastraceae. The record is from RefSeq and is a predicted model, not a curated record. Bases 29 to 283 code for a protein of 84 amino acids. Gene Ontology annotation, biological process: response to auxin.
UUCUGCAUAUUCAGUUCUGCCUUUGUGAAUGCAAAACAUGGCAAAGAAACAAGGGAACGGCACCAAGGUAGCUCCAAAGGGACACUUUGUUGUGUAUGUGGGCGAUGAGCUGAAGAGAUUUGUGGUUCCAUUAUCUCACUUGAAGAGUCCUACUUUCAAGAAACUACUAGAGAGAGCUGCAGAGGAGUUCGGAUUUAGUAACCAUGGCCGCAUUGUCCUUCCCUGUGAUGAAGCAGCCUUCUACAUCAUGGUCUCAGAUAUUGCAGAAAAUGAGGGUGCAUAAGAUGUUUAGCUCCUCAUGGCUCCUGACAUGUACAUUACUUUCCUCGUGAUGAACAAUUUUUUUACAUUUUUUGAUUUCACAGUUCAUGACUUCAUGUAACAUAUAUGAUAUAUGUAUAUGUAACACCCCAAGAUGUAAGCUGUCUUCGUCUGCAAAAGUAGUACAUAUCUGGUUUCUAUGAGAAAUGUGGGCUUUGAAUUCUUAUGAUGAGUUCCA